AUGAACUGUCGCGUAUUGCAGGCGAAAAAGAUCCAGGAAUACAAUCGCGCCGUAGCCCGUCAAGCUGAAGAACGUGAACUUCGCGAACGUCGUGAACGGGUGCGACGUGCGCAGGAGGCUAACCGCAAAGCGCAGGAAGAGGCUGCGAAGUCAGGAGCUAAUGAAGACUUUGGAGGUGCUGACCCAACAGGUGGAUUGGGUGAUCUCUUGACUGAUCCAGAGGUUGCCGAAGCGAUGAAGGAUCCUGAGGUGAUGGCGGCGUUCAUGGAUAUCAUGCAGAAUCCUCAAAAUCUAAUGAAACAUAUGGGUAAUCAGAAGGUGAUGAAACUGAUUGCAAAGAUGAAAGACGUGAAGGUUUCAGGCAUGAGUGGAAUGUUUGGUGGUGCAGGUGCUGCGCCAGGUGGUUGCCCGUCAGGCGCGAAAUGCGGAGAUACGGGAUGUGGAGGUGGUGGUGGAGCAGGAGCUGGUGCUGCUCCAACUGCUCCCCCUCCAAAAGCCCCUGAACCUGACCUCGAUUAA
Cooperia oncophora is the source of this 519-nucleotide messenger RNA. NCBI's taxonomy places the organism in Eukaryota, Metazoa, Nematoda, Chromadorea, Rhabditida, Trichostrongylidae. The record is from the annotation of a GenBank genome assembly.